Molecule: messenger RNA, 1080 nt
Organism: Saccharomyces mikatae IFO 1815
Lineage: Eukaryota; Fungi; Ascomycota; Saccharomycetes; Saccharomycetales; Saccharomycetaceae
Gene: MAK32
Product: Mak32p
Exons: 1
Coding region: 1-1080 (359 amino acids)
Source: RefSeq, a predicted model, not a curated record
AUGAACUCGACAGACACGAAAAGCCUAGUCAUCACUAACGGCAUGUUUAUCAUCGAUGAUAUCGAACGCGGUAGUUGUAAUAUUCACUAUAAAAACAUCCCAGGAGGCGGUGGAACCUUUGCCAUUUUGGGUGCAUGUAUUAUAUCGCCAAGCCAUGCGACUUCCAAAGGUUUGAAAUGGAUAGUGGACAGAGGCUCUGACUUUCCAGAGGAGGUUACAAGGGAGAUAGAGUCUUGGGGAACCGAUGCGAAAUUUCGAGAUGAUUUUGAUAGAUUAACUACCAAGGGGUUAAAUUAUUAUGAGGGAGAUAAUGAUUUAAGAAAGUUCAAGUUUUUGACUCCAAAGAAGCAGAUUAACGUUGAUGAUUGGGUUGCCACAUUUGGACGGGAAGUCAUCGAUGAAAUCCAUACCUUUCAUCUUUUAUGUUCUGGAUCUAGAUGCCUGGAGAUAAUUGACGAUUUGCUACGGGUAAAAAGUACAAAAAGUUUAAAACCAGUCGUAAUUUGGGAACCCUUCCCAGACCUUUGCGACUUUGACCAUCAGAGUGAUAUUAAAAGUGUAGUGCAGAGAGACGAUGUUAUAAUAAUAUUAUCUCCAAAUGCCGAAGAAUCAAAUCGCUUAUUUGGCCUGCAUGACAAAGAACCGACUAGUUUGGAAGAAUGUCUCAAAUUAGCACAUUAUUUCGAUGACUUCAUGAAUGAAAAUAAUAUGUGUGUUCUAAGAUGUGGCUCCCUCGGAAGUUUAUCAAUAAGCGAAAAGGUUGCAGAUAAGCGAUGCUAUGAGUAUUUUCCAGCGUACCAUUCCAAAACUCAAUCGAAAGUAGUAGACCCCACUGGUGGGGGAAACUCAUUUCUUGGUGGUUUUGCAAUUGCUUACGCUUUAACGGGAAGCUUAAGUACUGCCAGCAUAUGUGGCAACAUUGCGGCAAGCGCAAUCAUUGAGCAAACUGGGAUACCAAGGUAUGAUCCCAUCGAGAGAACUUGGAAUGGGGUCACUUUGUUGGAAAGACUUACAUUUUACCUUUCGCAGUUUUGCCUUCGAUACGAUAUUGGUGAAGUUUACGAAAGUCUAUCACAAUGA